Molecule: messenger RNA, 1230 nt
Organism: Arachis ipaensis
Lineage: Eukaryota; Viridiplantae; Streptophyta; Magnoliopsida; Fabales; Fabaceae
Source: RefSeq, a predicted model, not a curated record
CACCCCCAAUUCCCUUGGCCUUGAACGCGAGUCCUGAGCAGCAGUGAGCCACUGAGUCCUAACCCCAAUCGGAGCUCUCAGCCCCAAUCGAAAGCUCUGCCUCUCAGCCUCUCACAGUCGCACUCUCCUCUCUGCAGUGGCGCUCUCCUCUCACGGCGGCGAACCCACGUUCCUCCCGGUCUCCCACCACCUCGCAGCGAAGCCUUCCUCCCAACGCCGCCGAACCCCUUCGCGGAUAGAGCACCACGAAGCCCUAGCCACAGCCGACCCUUGCACACCGCAAUAGCAAUCUAGCAGAGCACGAACCUCAUCCCUCGCACCCAGCACUCCAGCAGUAGCAGAGCACGACCCUCGUGACCUCGUCCCUCGCACCCAGGAGUAGCAGAGCACGACCCUUGCUCCCUCGCACCCAACAGUAGCAGAGCACCACCCUCGCCACCCACUAGUGUUUGGGGAUGAUGUGAUGGAAGUAGUUGCAUCUUGGACAAAAGCCUUGUGCGUUGACAUCUCUCAAGGCCGCAUACCAAAUCAUGUUGAUGAUGUCAAAGCUGAAGCUAGUGAAUUAGGAAAUAAAGUUUUGUCUAGUUGGAGUGUACUUGACAUUGGGACACGCAAUAGUUUGCUUCUCCAAGAAUUAGCUAAACAAGGGUUCUCUUAUUUGACUGGUACGGAUUAUAGUGAAGGGGCCAUCAGCCUUGCUCAAAGCGUUGCUAAUCGGGUUGCUAAUCGGGAUGUAUUUUUUUUUGAAUUGAUUGAAAAAACCGAACAAAUCGAACCAAAAUUGGUUUGGUUUGGUUCGGAUGGCUUCAAUAAAAAAUCGAACCAAACCGAAUCGCAGUUGAAUUACACGAUCGGAUCAGAAGACUUUUUUCUCAAAAACCAAACCAAACCGCACCGCGAAUACCCCUAUUGCUACUUUUUUAUGCCUACAACUAGAAAGCCAAUAAUAUAUUAAAAGAUAAAAAGUCAUCUGAAUAAAUAUACACUUUCUCAUAUAUAAAAUAAAAGGUAUGAUUUGGGAAGAGAAUAGGGUAUUUUGAGAAUUUGGAAUGAAGAAGAAGAGAAUUGAGGGGGAAAGAGCAGAGAGUGUUGUGCUACAAGAGUGGAAAAGAGCAAAGAGCAGCAGCAACAUGCAGAAAAAAGGAAAGAAAGAAAGAAAGAGACCCUAAAACUAGUAACGCUUUAAUUACUUUCUUUUUAACUUAAUUACAUGUUUCUCAACAAAUUCAA